GUACGGUAUGUAUACCCGUUGCUGAGGAUGCUUGGGCCCACCUUCGUUGCGAGUCUCAUCCUUUGGCCCUAGUGGCCACCACGACUACGUUUGUAAAUAGUCUCUCUUCUUCUGUCUCAUCUGAGCUCUGAGCUAUGGCCAAUGCAUCGAUCGUCUUCCCUCGUCCACCACCGACGUAUAACACGCUAAGCCAGGCGCAGCGCGCCCAGCUGCUGCGAUCCAGUGCGAAGCUGGGUCAGAUACUGGGGAGCACGCCGCACAUCCUGGACGACACUGACGCAUCUCCAAUUAGUCCGCCAACACGAAGUAGCAGCCUCAGAUCCACGCGGUCGCCGAGCGUCGCCUCGACCGCCUCGACAUCUUCGACACGAUCCGCCGAGUCCGGACACUCUGAGCGCUCAUGGCGCGCCCGCUUUCCUGCAUGCAAGCCCCCGCUCCUCCGCAUCGGGAAGGUCGCGCCGACGGCGCCAGCGCCGCAUCGAGGUGUACCACCGCAAGCGCACCAGGCUGUGCGCGCCCCGCCUGCAGGCUCCCCAGACAGCUCUCCGGGAAGCUCGCCGCGGGAGCCAACAUUCAGCAUUUCGAGCGAUACGACGCUAAAGCGGCAGAAGAUGCGUCGGAUCGCGAAGAAGCUCGGCGAGGGAGUGCCCGUGCACCUCGUCUUCCCGCCAACAGCCGAGUCAGACGAGGACGAGGUCUUCGUUGACAGCCCCAUGUCGACGUGUGCGCCCCACUACCGCUACCCGUCAGCGUCAGCGUCAGUGUCGUCAGCGUCGGAUAGGGGGAGCGAGGAAAGCGCGGACGAGACGCGCAGCUGGGAGGAGAAACACUUGCUCUGGGAGAAGCAAACCACACGGCGCUCAAAGUUUGCACGGGCGAGCACGGUUUUAAGUGGGCGAUAUGUUGUGCAUUACCACGACGAGGAUGGUGUGCACGGGCGUGGCGACGAGACGUUUGGUAUAUUACCGUGCGGGAAGUUUGCUGCCAUUCCAGAGGAAGAUGGUGGCAUCGGCUAUGCACUUUAGGUUUCGUGGUGUCUAGAGGAGUCGUGGCGCGCUCUGCUGUGCAAGCUGCUCCGAACUGUAUCUCGUUAAUUUUUCUCAUAUUUGUGCAUCAUUCGUACUGCAUCUCUCUUGUAUCCUUACAGCUUCAUUUGUAACACUUUAAUAUAUGCAUUCGACUCUUUAGUACCAC
Messenger RNA from Phanerochaete carnosa HHB-10118-sp, 1194 nucleotides. RefSeq lists its product as uncharacterized. Bases 135 to 1025 code for a protein of 296 amino acids. The record is from RefSeq and is a predicted model, not a curated record. The transcript has 2 exons. NCBI's taxonomy places the organism in Eukaryota, Fungi, Basidiomycota, Agaricomycetes, Polyporales, Phanerochaetaceae.